AUGUUCUUAGGGCAUCGAGCCGACAAAGAUGGAAUCAAGACGGGCCUCGAGAAAAUAAAAACGAUCACAGAGUAUCCGCAACCCUCAAACGUAGGUGAGUUGAGGGCAUUAUUAGGGAUGGCUUCUUAUUACACGAAGUUCAUAGCUGGUUUUGCCAAAUUGACAAAGGGUGUGUACGGGUUGCUAAGCCCAAAGGCUGCAUGGGAAUGGACACCUGAACUGAGUAAGCAGUUCGAAUGUUUGAAGGAAGCGCUAACCAUCCCACUAGUUCUUGCCCAACCCAAUGUUGCAGCAGCAGAAGAAGGCAGAAAACCCUUCAUAAUCUACACAGACGCGUCAGGGAGGGACUUGGAGCAGUGCUUCACCAGGAAGGACAAGACUGAUUUUUUCAUCCAGUAA
Messenger RNA from Haemonchus placei, 399 nucleotides. The record is from the annotation of a GenBank genome assembly. Lineage: Eukaryota; Metazoa; Nematoda; Chromadorea; Rhabditida; Trichostrongylidae.